CCCCUUAUCCAAACAAACACAAGGCAGGCUGCUGCUGCUGCUUCUUCCUCUGACUCUUGCUUGCUUGCCUCUCAACUAAUGGAGGCUUCCUUGCUUGUGGCUCCCAAACCUUCCAUGGCCUCGAUCGUCUCUGCAAGUGCAAGGGGUCCCGCCAGGAGGUGCCUCGUCGUCGCUGCCGCCACCACCAAGGAACCCGGCACCCGCUCAUCAGAAACUGUAAUGAUGCGAGCACGCGGCGGCCUGUUGGCCACCGCCGUCGCCGUCGCCGCAGCGAGCAGCACGCCAGUGCUCCCGUGCCAUGCUUGGGUGCUGGCAGGCGACCUGGACCCGGCGACGGCCAAGACGGUGGCCGGCGUGGCGGGGCCGGCGCUGUCGGCGCUGGGCUUCCUCUUCAUCCUGCGGAUCGUCAUGUCCUGGUACCCGAGGCUCCCCGUGACGGAGUUCCCCUACGUGCUGGCGUACGCGCCCACGGAGCCCUUCCUCGCCGUCACCCGAAAGCUCAUCCCGCCGCUCGGCGGCGUCGACGUCACACCCGUCGUCUGGUUCGGCCUCGUCAGCUUCCUCAACGAGAUCCUCGUCGGCCCGCAGGGCCUGCUCGUCCUGCUCUCGCAGCAACAGCAGCUUUGAUCCACAUUUUUGUAUAUCUAAUAAAUAACCAACGAAAAAGAGAAGAUUUUUCUAUAGAUCAUCAGUUGCCAUUUACAAGGCACACUUCGUGCCCCUAUCAGUUAUGUUUUGAUACAAAUAA
Messenger RNA from Panicum virgatum (switchgrass), 748 nucleotides. Its product is annotated as protein COFACTOR ASSEMBLY OF COMPLEX C SUBUNIT B CCB3, chloroplastic-like. Lineage: Eukaryota; Viridiplantae; Streptophyta; Magnoliopsida; Poales; Poaceae. The record is from RefSeq and is a predicted model, not a curated record. Bases 79 to 627 code for a protein of 182 amino acids. Gene Ontology annotation, cellular component: chloroplast thylakoid membrane. The transcript is spliced from 2 exons.